UAAACUGAAAGAAAAUUGUAAUCCUCUCCCUGACUGUAGAGUGUAUGCUGGGAAAUCCUAUGGUGUGAUCUUCACAUACUGCCCAAGGGAAGGUAGCUCCUGCCUCAGCAUGGCUGCUCCCCCACCUGCAGAACUUGAGCAGAGCCUUAAAGAGCAUCUCUCCUCUUCUUCUAAGCCCACGUUGGACCUCCAGGCAGACGAAGCUACAUUAUUUCCAGGCGCUGGAGUCAGUGACAUACCCUCAGAUGGGCAUGGAUGUGAGGAGGAGCUUGGCACAGGAGCAGGCGGUUCCAGACAGGAUGGGGUUUGCAAACCUGAAGUGCCAGCAGCAGAUAGUGCCCCAACGGUGACAGAAGAGCCAAACCCAACCCUGGAGACACACAAGGACUCGGCUGGCAUGGACAGCAGCUACGACUUUUCGACCUCCAGCUUGGACAGCCGUUGUGAACCUGACCUGGCUCUGGCCACUGGAGACAGUCUCCCAGACAAAGGUCCCCAGUCGGAGGCUGGUGACCCCGGCUCCACAGCCUCCUUGCCCUGGCCAGAGUUGCCAGAGGAAUGUCCACCUCGGCCUAACACCCUGGAUUUCUCCAACUCCCUCAAAUUCCUGGAGGAGGUGAAGCAGAUGGGGCAGAGGAGGAACAGUGACCACUUGAACAUCCAGGAGAACGGGGUAGAGAGCUGCCCUGAGGCACCUCCCGUCAGCGAGGAGAGAAGGGCGCUGGAGUCGGAGCUGGGGAAGUGCAUCGAAGACUUCAGGAAGAUCAAGAUCCCCAUCUCCUUCCCCAACAAGAAGCGGCAGUGGCAAAGCGAACUACUGAACAAAUACCACGUCUGAGGGGAGGGGCUGGGACUGAAGCCUCCCACCACCCAGGACUGAAGCCUCCCACUGGCUUCCACAGCCACAAGAGGCACCUUCCCCUGCAUCCUGUCCAUGAUGGGCCAGCCUGCCAGGUGCUGGGUGUCCUUGGCCCCCGUUGAUGGCCAGGAGCAGCUCAGCAUCUUACAGGCUUGAGCCCUCUUUGAAGAGAGACUUGUGAGAGCCUCUUACUUUAAACCAGUUAUUUGAUUGACACUGGGACUAACUGAUUUGCAUCCUGUCUGACCUCAUUGACUUUACCUAGGUCACUCAGGGGUAGUUAACAACAGGGUUUGGUCCAUGUAUUCAAAACAAAGAGCAGUGGUUUCUUGGUCAAUGCAUCAUUCCAGGAAUUGGUGCUCCACAGGCAGAGAUUAUAAGGCUACAGCUUCCUUGUUCUCACGGCAGUCAAGGGUGAAAUGUGCAUGAAAGGAGCUGUACAAAUCCUAGAAGUGAAAAUAUUUGAGUCAGGAUGGGAAGGAGGAAACUGAUGUUGGUUCGGGUUGUGUCUGUAGGGACAAAGCUACAGCUCAAGCAAUAUGGACAUUCCUGCCUUUAUGACAGUAUGACUGUGAUCGGAGCUCCUGGGGUUAAUAAAUGUAGCCAAUGAUGAAACCUAAUUCCAGUCCCU
Molecule: messenger RNA, 1490 nt
Organism: Mauremys reevesii (Reeves's turtle)
Lineage: Eukaryota; Metazoa; Chordata; Testudines; Geoemydidae
Product: BTB/POZ domain-containing protein KCTD16-like
Exons: 4
Coding region: 110-838 (242 amino acids)
Source: RefSeq, a predicted model, not a curated record